GUGUGUGUAUGUAUGUCUAUAGUAUAAUUAUGUGCAUGUAUUUGUGGCUUGUUUCCAAACCAAUUAGAGGGAUGUGGCGAAUCACACAAGGUCCAUCAUAUCACAUGCAUGUCAUAUCAUGCACCCCACAAAACAUGUGCUACUAAAAAUGGCCAGCAUAGAGUUGCCAGUAGCUGAGGAGUUGAGUUGUAGUGUGUGUCUGAGUGGUUUCAGAGAGCCCAAAGUGUUGCCAUGUUGCCACAGCUUCUGUCUCCAUUGUCUGGAGGGAGCUCACGAGAAGACUAAAGACCACCUCACUUGUCCUCAGUGCAGGGCACAGCAUCAAGUGCCUCCUAAUGGAGUGAAGGGGUUUCUGAAUGACUACACUUUAAUACCAAGCAAGGAGGACACACACACCCCGGCCACUUGUCAGCAGUGCGAGGAUAACAACAAUGCAGUGGCUUAUUGCAACACUUGCUCCCACAUCUGCAAUAAUUGUCUAGCAGCUCACAAACGAUACAAGACGUUUAGUUCGCACAAAAUUGUAAGUCAUGAACGUGGUAACGGGGAAAACGAAAGUAAGUUCCAGCCAAAGAAGACGUACUAUUGUGCCAUCCACCCAGAGGAGAAUCUCAAGGUUUACUGCAAGUCAUGUCAAAUGUUGGAUUGUGUACACUGUUUUGUGAAGAAACACUGUUAUGGUCAUGAUAUCGGGACUAUUGACAACGAAACAAGGAUGGAAGCGAAAAAUACCAUUUGCAAGCUAGCUGACUUCACAGAUUCCAAGUUGAAAGAAUUUGAAGCUAAUUUGAAAUACAUCUCAUUGGUUGAAAAGGACAAGGCGAAAAGGUGUGCUCCAUUGAAAAGUGAAAUCAAUAAGGAAAUUAAUGAACUCUUUGCCAAACUUGAAGAAACGCGAAAACAGCUGCUCAAAGAUGUUGACGAUGCUUGUACGAAAGACCUCAAAGACGUGUGGGCACAAAAAGAAUACCACGAGACAGCCAUUACGAACAUGGAGGGUGCUCUGAGCUUUGCCAGAAGAGCUCUAGCCUGCAAGGAAGACACGGAACUACUGGCCCUCUGUGCACAAGUCACCUCCAGACUGCAAGAGCUGAGUCAGCUAAAAUGGGACAUUCAAGAGACUGAGAAAAUUGAAAUAACUACAGUGACAUAUACCCUUGAAGUAUCUGACAAUGUUAGUGUCGGGGAAGUUGGUGUUCGUAUAGAUGAACCAACUAUUGAAAUUGAACCUAUUGAUAUGCCGAGCACCUUUGAACCAUUAAAAACGGUAACAAUUAAAGUGAUGGCAGCCUUCGCCAAUAUUCUAAAUAUCAUGCCUAGAGAUCACCAUAAUCUGGAGCUCAGUGGAACAGUGUCAUAUAGUUUUUACUAUAGCAAAAAGAACAACUUCAAGGAGGUUACCGUAGAAGCUGCUACAAAUCAAAAUGAAUGGACAGUUAGUUUUGAACCUCCAAGCGGAACUACCAGCGUAACUUUAGACCUGGACGCAAGUGGGCAGUAUGGACAACAAUUAGUAGAAGGCUCUGAGACUUUUUGUUUAUGUAAUCCUUGACCUUUAUAUUACGUAUUAUUGUACAUCA
Molecule: messenger RNA, 1580 nt
Organism: Halichondria panicea
Lineage: Eukaryota; Metazoa; Porifera; Demospongiae; Suberitida; Halichondriidae
Product: E3 ubiquitin-protein ligase TRIM45-like
Exons: 2
Coding region: 119-1552 (477 amino acids)
Molecular function (GO): zinc ion binding; ubiquitin protein ligase activity
Source: RefSeq, a predicted model, not a curated record